AUGGCUGGGCUCGGCGCUGCCGCCGCCCUCGAGGCCGGGAGGUUCCAGCCUCUCGCUGCCCCUCUCCGCCCCGUACGCUCCGGCAAAUUCAUAGUGCCAAAGCGAUGCUUCACUGUGUCAAGUAGGCUCACAUGGGUGGAAGAUGAGCUUAUGGAGAUAAGAAAGUCACAAGAGCAAAGUUCAGUAAAAUCAAAGAAAAGGCCACCUUUGAGGCGUGGAAAGGUCUCCCCACAACUUCCUGUACCAGGGCACAUUCCAAGACCAUCUUAUGUUGGUUCAAAAGGAUUGCCAGAACUAUGCAAGGGCCAAUUACAUGAUGCUCAAGGGAUUACUGGAAUGAGAGCUGCUUGCAAACUUGCUGCCCGUGUUCUUGACUUUGCUGGGACUUUAGUUAAGCCAUCCAUUACUACAAAUGAAAUUGACACAGCAGUUCAUAAUAUGAUCAUUGAGGCUGGUGCUUAUCCUUCUCCACUUGGCUAUCGUGGAUUUCCUAAAAGUAUAUGUACAUCAGUAAAUGAGUGUGUCUGUCACGGGAUACCUGAUUCAACUCAGCUGCAGAAUGGGGAUAUUAUAAAUAUUGAUGUAAAUGUGUUCCUGAAUGGAUACCAUGGGGGUACCUCCAGAACAUUUGCAUGUGGACAGGUGGAUGAUUCUAUCAAGCAUUUUCUCAAUGCAGCUGAAGAAUGCUUGGAGAAAGGCAUUUCUGUCUGCAGGGAUGGUGUGAACUACAGAAAGAUUGGCAAGAAAAUAAGCAAGCUUGCCUAUUUUUAUGGCUACUAUGUGGUGGAACGCUUUGUUGGGCAUGGGAUUGGAACUAUGUAUCAUUCUGAGCCACUUAUCCUACAUCAUGCCAACGAAAACUCAGGGCGUAUGGUUGAGGGCCAAACAUUUACAAUUGAACCUAUACUUACAAUGGAGAAAACAGAGUGUGUUACAUGGGAAGAUGGAUGGACGACUGUCACUGCUGAUGGUAGCUGGGCAGCUCAGUUUGAGCAUACCAUACUGGUCACUAGGAAUGGUGCAGAAAUAUUGACGAAAGUUUGA
Messenger RNA from Miscanthus lutarioriparius, 1044 nucleotides. NCBI's taxonomy places the organism in Eukaryota, Viridiplantae, Streptophyta, Magnoliopsida, Poales, Poaceae. The record is from the annotation of a GenBank genome assembly.